AUGGAACAACGUCUAAACGAGAAAACCAACAUGACAGCUGCCCAGUGUCCUCCACUGUCAAAUCCCAUCAAUGGGUUCAUGACUGGCUCCAACUCCUACGGAGACGUGGUCAACUUCACAUGGACAGAGUGUCCUUCUGGGUCCUGGACGGAUUGGUUCGAUCGUGAUGACCCCACAGGGACUGCAGACAGUGAAAUCCUAACUGAUCUCCGCCAGGACUAUCCAGGGCAGAUCUGUGCCACUCCUACAGCCGUGCACGCCCGCGUUAUCUCCACACAGCAGGAGGCGUCCCUGACAGGACAACACUUCUCCUCCUACGACACGACCGCCGGGUUCCUCUGCAGGAAUGUGGACCAACUUGACGGCAUGUGUCUGGAUUAUGAGGUCCGCUUUUGCUGCUCGGAUGUUGGAAAGGGUGGAUGGUUGGCCCAGGAUUCGUCAUGGUUUUUGGAGUCUAUCGGCAGACCUCAUGUGAAGGACGGAGUGACAUAUGAUGCCACCAAAGCCUUGGACGGGGACACUACGACCUAUUGGAACCCUACCGGUACCGACCAGAGCUUCAACAACUGGUACAUCAUACUGGACCUCAAAUCGUCCCACACUCUGACCCGCAUCGCAGUUAACAACUACGGAGACACCACCCAUGACAUUGCAGCCUUCAAGUUGCAGGCAUCACAUGUAAGGUGUCCGCGCACCUGGAAGGACGUCGUGACCAUCACUAACGUGCAGGGAGGGGCGAGCCAGCGCCAGGAGUUCGGCGGGUUCCAGGAAACAGCGCGGUACUGGAGGUUCGUGGUCACGCGGACCCACUCGGGCUGG
Branchiostoma belcheri (Belcher's lancelet) is the source of this 819-nucleotide messenger RNA. RefSeq lists its product as uncharacterized. Lineage: Eukaryota; Metazoa; Chordata; Leptocardii; Amphioxiformes; Branchiostomatidae. The record is from RefSeq and is a predicted model, not a curated record. The transcript has 4 exons. The annotation marks the transcript as partial.